This is a messenger RNA of Coffea arabica (coffee), 2777 nucleotides long. RefSeq lists its product as uncharacterized. The record is from RefSeq and is a predicted model, not a curated record. Gene Ontology annotation, molecular function: protein binding. NCBI's taxonomy places the organism in Eukaryota, Viridiplantae, Streptophyta, Magnoliopsida, Gentianales, Rubiaceae.
AUUCCCACGGCACACAGUCACACAGUUGUCACUGUCAAAAAACUUCAUUAACACUUUCAUAAUUUCUCUCUAUCUCCAUGUGUAUUUAGGACUACUAUGCUCUUCUAUACAUUGACCCCAUUUACCUCAGUGUAAGUAUAUAUCCAUAGAAACUUCCAAAAAGCUAAUCUUGAAAUGCAUCAAGAGGCAGCAGCAGCAUUGAUUGAUUGCGUGUAGUUUCGGGCAAUGUGGAUAGUUUUCUUCUUUCCCUUCAAUCUGCCUUUUACUAAAAACCCUAACUUUAUUGUUCUUUCAGCUAACAGGUAAAUUUGAAGUUUGUAUUCGUGGAGAAAUUUAAGGUGAUAGCAAAAUGUUUGGAUUUUCAAGGAGAAGAAUGAAGCUUGGAAGAUUGAAAGUUCAACUUUCAGACUCAGCUCAGGGAACUAGAAGUCCCAUCAGACACCCGAAACGUGUCAGCAGUUACAGCGGCCAAGGGCUUGCACCUGCACUUAAUGCUUCUCAUGAGUCAAAUUGUCAAACUCCAUCUGGUGCACCAGAAUUUAACAGCUGUACAUCAGGAAGCUCAGAGAAUUGGAUGGUGCUUUCAGUUACUGGAGACAAGCCGGCACCUCGCUCCAGCCAUGCAGCGGCUGUGGUUGGGAACAAGAUGGUGGUAGUUGGUGGUGAAUCAGGAAAUAAAUUAUUGGAUGACGUGCAGGUGCUACAUUUUGAUAGAUUUUCCUGGUCUACAGCUUCAUCAAAACUCUACCUUUCGCCUAACAGUCUCCCACUCAAAAUUCCAGCAUGCAAGGGUCAUUGUCUGGUUUCUUGGGGAAAAAAGAUACUUCUAGUCGGAGGCAGAACUGACCCUGCUAGUGACAAAGUUUCAGUUUGGGCAUUUGACACAGAAACAGAGUGCUGGGCACCAGUUGAGGCAAAGGGAGAUAUUCCGGUUGCUCGAAGUGGUCAUACUGUGGUCAGAGCAAGCUCUGUUCUGAUUUUGUUUGGUGGUGAAGACGCUAAAAGGAGGAAGUUAAAUGAUCUCCACAUGUUUGAUUUGAAAUCUUUUCAUUGGCUCCCACUUCAUUGCACAGGACCAGGACCAUCACCUAGAUCAAACCAUGUGGCCACCCUCUAUGAUGACAGAUUGCUUCUGGUUUUUGGUGGAGCAUCAAAAUCUAAGACAUUAAAUGACCUGUACUCUCUGGACUUUGAGACGAUGAUAUGGAUGAGAAUCAAGAUAAGAGGUUUUCACCCAUCACCUAGAGCUGGCUGUUGCGGAGUACUUUGUGGAAGUAAAUGGUACAUUGCUGGUGGUGGAAGCAAGAAGAAAAGGCAUGCAGAAACUGUGAUACUUGACAUUCUAAAGCUUGAAUGGUCUGUGGCAGUUGCAUCUCCUCCAUCUUCUAUUACUACAAAUAAGGGAUUCAGCCUCGUGCUUGUGCAGCACAAGGAAAGAGACUUUCUUGUUGCAUUUGGUGGUUCCAAGAAGGAUGCAUCAGAUCAGGUUGAAGUGCUGAUUAUGGAAAAGAGUGAAUCAUCACUUGGUAGGAGAUCAACUUUAAGUAAGGGUGCAGGAACCAUGAUAUCUGAGAACCUGUUAAAGUCUACUGGCUUGGCUGCCCAACCAAGUAACACUGUUCUUAAUGGGACUGUGGAAUCUGUUGCACGACAAAAUAUUGCAUCUGCAGUUGAGCAUGGUUCUGGUCGAAGAUCGUUGUCAGAGUCCUUACUCAUUGAUCCAAAUUCUAGUGCUGGCAAUGUGUCGCUUCGUAAGCAAUUCCAUGACAAGGAAGACCCCACUAACAAUGUGCCAAAGAUUUCAGAAGAUGGAAAUUUUUCAAAGGGUGUCGAGCAGAAACCUAGAAUUCAUGAUACUGGAUCUCAGGCAUACACAAAUGUAGAUAAUUAUAAUGCUAAAGAAAUAUCAUCUGCAUCGGAAUCUGGAAACCUGGAAACUCACAGGAGACAAGGAAGUGGAAGCUUUUCACUUGAUAGCGAUGACCUUCUGUUUCAAGAAAGUGAUGGCAAAGCAGGGGUAUCAGUGCCUUCCAAUGUCCAUCAAUUCCAUCAAUCGUAUGAAUUAAAAUUGGGUGCCCUUAUAAGAAAGAAUGGAAUUCUAGAAGGGCAGUUGGCUGCUGCAAUCUCCAGUCGUGAAUCAGCAGAGAAGAACUUAUCCACUGCUGUAAAAAGUAGACAGGAAAUGGAAAAAAAAUUAGCCGAUGCCAUGAAGGAGAUGGAGUUGCUUAAAGAGAAGUUAGCUGGUGUGGAAUUGGCACAGGAAGAGGCCAAUAGCCUAUCCAAUAUCGUCCAUUCAGACAAUGUCAGGCUUGAGCAUGAUGUGGCUUUCCUUAAGGCAGUCUUGGAUGAUACCCAAAAGGAACUACAUUCAACUAGAGGUGUCCUUGCUGGAGAAAGAGCAAGAGCAUUCCAGUUACAGGUAGAAGUUUUUCACUUAAAACAGAGAUUGCAGUCACUGGAGAAUCGAGCACCAACUCCCAGAAAACCUUUUCAUGUUUAGUACAUAGGGGCUCGGUCUAUUAUAUGUACAUUUGGUGUAGUAUUGUUGGUGUACAUAGUUUAUCAACUUUCCAGUAUGUAAUUACCUUGCCUACCGAAACACAAUCGCUGUUCUUACCUAUUCGUGGCUAUCUGCUGUAUGGUAACUGUGGGCAAAAGGAUUGUAAUGAUAAUCAGGAUAAACCAAACUCGCAACUCGAGCCGAUUAACUAGCAUAAAUGUUCAGUAAGUAGUACUAGCUGCAAAAAGCUACCGAAGCUGCCUUUUGCAGAAUCAAA